GGCGGGCGGCGGCCGCGAGUCCCCCGGGCCACCGUGGCCUGGGAGUGAUUAUUGUUGGGCGGGGGGCGGGCGCAGACGGGCCGGACCCGGCAGGAAAAAGUCUGUCACCGGCCAGGGAGCGGCGGGAGCAGCCGCUCAGCCCGGGCAGGAGGGGAGUUGACGCGCGGGAAAGGGCAGCGCCGGACAGAGUCCGGAGCCGGGUGCCCCGGACCCCGCCCCCGCCCCCGCCGCUGGGAAGGAGCGACCGGGCGGGAGCGGGAGGGGGCGGGGCCGGGGGCGCCGGGGCCACACAGGGGGAAGGCGCAGCGCCGGGAGGGGGUCCCAGAGCGAGAGGUCACCGCCGGGAGGGAAGGCCAGCUGGCGACCGCCGCCGUGCAGCUUUCCGGCCGAGCCCCUCGAAGGAAACCUUCGAAGGAGUCCCCGGGGCUCGCCAGAGUCCCCUCAUGCUUGCUUUCCCCACCCGCUUUCCUUUCCACAACUCCACGCAGGGCUCCUGGAGCCCUCCCUACAGACCCCCGCCAAUCCCAGAGGACCUCUGUUCCCCCAGGAACUCCCAGCCUGGCCCUCCCCCCUCGAGAUGUGAGGGGCUGCCAGGAGAGGAGGGGAGACGGGCAGGUGCAGGCUAAGCCCUGGAGAGAGGCUGGGGGUGGGGGGCACUGGGCACACUGCUCUGCCGGGUCCUCCUUCUCUGACCCUGAUCCAGGGACACCUCUGUGCUUUCACUGCCCCCGACUGACCUCCGCUACCGCUCAGGAGCACAUGUUGCCCCUCACACCGGACAGGACGGGAGUACACAUUCCCCUAACAGAUCAGACCGCUCCAGCCAGCUCGGACACCCUCGCUACCCUGCAGCCACACACUCCACCAGGGGAGGAAGCAAAGAUGGCAGUUGUCACCCGGCAGCCCCAGAAGUGACACUGCUGAUGGGUGCAAUGGCUCCCUGUCCCCUUCAUUCACAGUCCCACACUCUUGUCCGUCACACUUCUGCAUGCCACCCCUGCACACCAGCCACUGGCUGACACUUCACAUUCCUCCUCACGUCCCACCUCUUGUGCACACCUGGCUUCUGCACUCUCCCCCAGCCCCUCCCGCACCCCUCUUGAUAAUAACACCCUUUCCAACUCACCCACCACUGCCCUGGACUCCUCCUUCACUGCUCCCCCUGCCUCUGGCUCUUAGUGGGCUGCUGGGCUCCCCCCUGGCUCCCCGCUGGCCUCCCUAAGCACACCCAGGGCCCUCUUGCGGCACAAUCAGGAACCCUCUCGCUCCAGCCAAAGCCCAACUCUUGUCUCGCUUGCUUGGUUACUGACUUCAAAAGGCAGAGGGGCUGGCCCACCCUCAGCUUCUUCCCCUGGGCCUCAGUGACUUCUGUCAUUUAGGCUGGAAGAGAAGGGCAGGAAGGGGAAUGCUGGAGAGGAGAGGAGAGAUGAAGCCCGCAUGUUUCCUGUGGGAGGAAUUGAGCAUGCAUAGUGUGACCUCCCUGUGCAAGCCCACAGUCACCAAAGGGGUUGGUGGCAAAACUAGGUCUCCCAAUUCCCAGGCCCAUGUGUCCCCACUCACCAAGCUACUUCUCAGUGGCCUGGGGGAAAGGGAACCAAGGAAAAGGCAGAAGGGAGAGAAGUAAGAGAGGGGAAGGCAGCAGACCAGAGGGUAGAAGGAUGAUGGGUUUCUGUGGGCCUUUGCCUGGGAAGGCAGGUCAGGACACUCCCCUUAGGGCAGUUUCCUACAGUCACAAUGCCUGGACCUCACCCACUCCAUCCCUCACCCACUCCUCACCUAUCCCGCCUAACCCACUCCAUCCCUCAAUUCCCCUCAACGGACCCCUCCAACCGCGCUGGUCCUGGUCUGGCCUUUCCUCCUGGCUCCCAUAUUCAGUCCAGCCUGAGGCCACCAUGCCCCACCUCUGGAACUCUGCAGUGCCUCCCUGGCUGCAACAUUUAGGGCUCAUAGUUGUUAGCCUAGCUCUUAUAGUCCCAGGUGCAGAGACUCCCAUUGACUUGUCCUACCACCCUAACCACCCUGGUACAUCUGCACGGCUGAGCCCUCACCCUCACUGGGAAAGCUCAGCCCGGGGGCGUCCAGGCCAGGGACUGAGGGGCAGCUGGCUAAAGUGGCUAAAGACAUGCACACGGGUGCGCCUGCCUGUGCAGCUGUCUGGGUGGCCGGUCACUUCCUUGGGCUGAGAGAAAGUGUGUGUGUGUGUGUGUGUGUGUGUUCAUGAGGAGGGCCUUGGUUCCCAGGGCCCAGGGAUCUGGAUGGAAUUAGGAGCUGGCGGGGGGGGGGCCAGGAGGGGGGGGGGGGGGCUGCUGCAGGAAACGUGAGAUGCACUCAUUAGCUCCUCACGUGCUCAGCCAGAUUUAUAAACACACAGAGAAGACGGGAUGUAAACAAUCAGUGGGCAGCAGCCAGAGGCAGAGCUGAGGCCGGGGCCGGGCUGGGGGCCAGGAUUGGUGGGGAGAGGGAGAGGGGGACCCAGGACACAGCCCCAGUGGUCGGGGUCCACCUGCACACCAUGAGCCUAAGGGAGGAUGGAUGAGGGCUCCAGGAAGCCCACCAUGCACUCUCCUCAGGAGGCAAGCGAGCUGUGCUAGGUUCCCGAGCUCACAACUACACCACAAGUGUUCACCCCACACUGCUUUCCUCCUGCUGCCUGAGACACGGGCAUGGGCAUGGCUUGCCCAGAGUAAAAGCUGUCAUAGCAGGGGCAGAGCCCUGUCCUUCUACCCCCCUUUCUCCUCUCCUAACCUCUUCUCCCUCUGGAUUCCUGAGAGCCCUUCCCUCUUUCCAGUUCUCUCUGUGGGCCGUCGGAUCCUUCUGUUCUCCCCUGCCCCCCCACCCCCAGCCUGCAACGACACAGUUACCUCAGAACUGAAAUAUUCCUGGAAACACCGGCCUCGUCUGGUUAAUUUCAUGAGCCGUUUUUUCUGCCCAGAUGACUUAGUUCUUGUCUAUCCAAAGGCUUCUCCCCCUGCUGUCCCUGUGUAGGGAGCUGAUCUCCCCUAGGGAUGUCCCAUGGGGCUCAGAAUGGGAGAGGGAUAAGUCCCGAUCUGGGUUCCUGACUAUACCUCUUGGCCGUGACAUAGGCAGAACCUAGAACUCCAGUCAACACUUGGGUAAAGAGGGAUGCCUAGUUCCCAGCUCCUGCUUCAGUUGGGACCCUCAGCCUUGCCACUAACUUUGAAUGAAGCCAGACUCGAUGCUGAAAGCAACCUCAAGGCUGGGAGGGCCGCUGCCCAAUUCAGCAGGUCUCCAAUCUCCAAAACUAAUUCUACUCUGUGCCCAUAGGAUCCUAGAGGUGACUGCCAGAUCCCCAGGCUUGGAGUUGUGUUGGAAUGUGAGGAACAGGGAGGAGAAAGGAACUGAGUUAGGCAAGAGCCAGGGGUAGAAAGGAAGAGUGAGGAACGCAGCAUCCAGGAGGAAGCCACAGGCUCAGAGGGCACAGGAAAGGGGGAGCCAGUCUCCCUAGGGAGCAGUUGAGUGCCUGACCCUACUCUCUGUCCUAAAAUAAACGCGUGUACACACACUCACACUUGCCUCAAACCAAGACCCUGUGACUGGUGGUACCCCACCCCCAUGCUCCCUCAGUAAAGCUGGCCAGCCACACAUCUGAAAGAGUCCAUACUGACCGGGGGCCACUGCCGAAGUCCUCACUGACCCCUGUCCUCCAUAAGAGAUGUUUUAUACAAAUGGAGUCUUGCAUCCUUCCUAGUUAGUAGCCCUCUCCAAAACUCUGCCCCAGCGCUGUGAUUAAACCUAACCUAGUCUUCAUUCUUUCUUCAAAUCCCAUCCUAACCAUGGGCAAAGUGUUAUAUCCAUCUAAGUUAUUUCUACCUAUCAAAGCAACCUAUGUCAUUAUAGAAAAAUCUGAGAGUAUAAAAUAUGAACUAUAGGAGCGGUGGGAAGGUGGCAGCAAAAAAAAAAAAAAAGGAAAAAAAAAUAAAGGAAAGAAACCACUCGUGACCUCACACCUAUUCAAGCUGAAAACCCAAACUAGCCCUGCUCUUCAUGACAUAAGCAGUGCCCCAUCUGGUAUCUAAACCGACCAAGUCACAGCCCUCCAGCUCACCUUCUGCCUGCCCAGACCUCACCACAUCCCCUGCUGGACUGAAACCUCAACCACACUAAAUGAACCAAAUCCCAAGUCUAAACUAAUCUGAAACUUUUAAAGUAACCCAGUCCUUAAAUCUAACCUAGCCCAAUGCCAAUUAUAUCUAUCCUAGCCAAACCCUAACUGCCUUUGCCAGUCAAAAGUGUCCACUCAAUCCUCACCUUGGUCCUCACUUAAAAUCCCAGAAAAGCAUAUUUCCCCACUGCCCAUGUCCCUCCUUACAGCACCCAACCCUGGCCUCUGGACUCCUGGUAUCCUGGGAUGUUCAAACUCUGCAGUGCCAUCAGCCAACAAGCCCGACUCAUCAAAUGCACCUCUCUCCCUUCCUGUCCCUACCCUCGCAGGCUGAUGGAAAGGCCUCAUUGAAGUCCAACUUUUCCCCACCUAACACCAAGAAUGGCAUGAACCUCCACACUGCCACCAUUCCCUGAGAGUGAGCACUAAAUCUUCAGUCUAACCCCACCCUACGCUUCCUGCAUUCAGGAAUCACAUCCUAGAAUAUACCCAAAACUAGCCCCAUAAGGCAGCCCGACCCUGGUGGUCUAACCCUAUACCUUGCCUCCUAUGGACGACUGUGUUCUUGGCGGCCGCCUCUCUCCUGCUUCCUCCCUUGGGGCUGACUGCUCGGCCUGCCAGCUCUGACAUGUGCUGUCUCCCACCCUCUGACUCCCCUCAAGCUGCAGUGGGACUAGGAGACUGGCAGGAAGCUAUAGUACAACUGGAACACAGGCAGGUCGACCUGCAGUCCCUAGGCCUGGCCCCAUCCCUCCAUGCACACACACAUAUAUGUUGGCACACACACAGUGGCACACAUGCCAAAGACUCUCUCAGCUGACACACAGAUACACUCUCAAGUAUCUACUGAUAGACACUUAUGCGUGCCAAGUCCUCAUCCUCACACACACACACGCCUCUCUUUCUCUCCCCUCUCGCCAGGAGUGUUUUCCCUCCUCCAUCCCCUCUGCCUCCCAUCUGGUGUCCCACCCUCACCCACCUUCCAGCCCAAGGUGGGGACAGACACCUGAGGGGCUGCCAGACGCUUCCCCGUGUGGGCCUGGGCCGCACUCAUGCUUCUCGUCCAUCCUGCCCACAGGGGACUCGUGGGGGAUGUUAGCGUGCCUGUGCACGGUGCUCUGGCACCUCCCUGCAGUGCCAGCUCUCAAUCGCACAGGGGACCCAGGGCCUGGCCCCUCCAUCCAGAAAACUUAUGACCUCACCCGCUACCUGGAGCACCAACUCCGCAGCUUGGCUGGGACCUAUCUGAACUACCUGGGCCCUCCUUUCAACGAGCCUGACUUCAACCCUCCCCGCCUGGGGGCAGAGACUCUGCCCAGGGCCACUGUUGACUUGGAGGUGUGGCGAAGCCUCAAUGACAAACUGCGGCUGACCCAGAACUACGAGGCCUACAGCCACCUUCUGUGUUACUUGCGUGGCCUCAACCGUCAGGCUGCCACUGCGGAGCUGCGCCGCAGCCUGGCCCACUUCUGCACCAGCCUCCAGGGCCUGCUGGGCAGCAUUGCAGGCGUCAUGGCAGCUCUGGGCUACCCACUGCCCCAGCCGCUGCCUGGGACUGAACCCACAUGGACUCCUGGCCCUGCCCACAGUGACUUCCUCCAGAAGAUGGAUGACUUCUGGCUGCUGAAGGAGCUGCAGACCUGGCUGUGGCGCUCGGCUAAGGACUUCAACCGGCUCAAGAAGAAGAUGCAGCCUCCAGCAGCUGCAGUCACCCUGCACCUGGGGGCUCACGGCUUCUGACUUCUGACCUUUGCCACCUCCUCUUCGCUCCCCCUUCAAACCCUGCACCCACUUUGGGAGAGCCAGCCCUGUAUGCCAACACCUGUGAGCUUCUGGCCCUCUCCUGGACCGGCUGGGCGUGUGAUGCGAUCAGCCUUGUCUCCUCCCCACCUCCCAAAGGUCUGAGCUGGGGAGGAGGUGCAAUAGGCCCUGUCCUGUCCUGUUUCUACAGGAAGUCAUGCUCCAGGGAGUCUGAAGUGUUUCAAGUUCGUGCAGAGGCUGUCAUGGCCUCCUGCUUCUUGCCUACCACUCGGCCAAUGCCCACCCAGCCCCUCAGGUGGCACACCUGGAAGGCAGGAGUUGAGGGGCCACCACCACACAUGCCUUUCUGGGGUGAAGCCCUUUGGCUGCCCCACUCUCCUUGGAUGGGUGUUGCUCCCUUACCCCCAAAUCACUCUAUACAUCCAAUUCAGGAAACAAACAUGGUGGCAAUUCUACACAAAAAGAGAUAAGAUUAACAGUGCAGGGGUGGGGUCUGCAUGGAGGUUCCCUAUAAACCAGAAGAGAAAAUACUGAAAGCAGAGGGACAGGGACAGACCACAACAGACCCAGGAGUCUCCAAAGCACAGAGUGGCAAACAAAAGCCAAGCUGAGCAUCAGGACCUUGCCCCGAAUUGUCUUCCAGCAUUACAGUGCCUCCUCUCUGCCCCCUUUCCCAGGGUAUCUGUGGGUUGCCCAGGCUGGGGAGGGCAACCAUAGCCACACCACAGGAUUUCCUGAAAGUUUACAUUGCAGUAGCAUUUUGGGGUGUGGGGUGGCAGCUCCCCCCAGGCCCUGCCCCCCAGCCCCACCCACUCAUGACUCUUAAGUGUGUUGUAUUAAUAUUUAUUUAUUUGGAGAUGUUAUUUAUUAGAUGAUAUUUAUUGCAGAAUUUCUAUUCUUGUAUUAACAAAUAAAAUGCUUGCCCCAGAACUUA
Piliocolobus tephrosceles (Ugandan red Colobus) is the source of this 6818-nucleotide messenger RNA. It is a transcript of the gene CLCF1, whose product is annotated as cardiotrophin like cytokine factor 1. Lineage: Eukaryota; Metazoa; Chordata; Mammalia; Primates; Cercopithecidae. Gene Ontology annotation, biological process: positive regulation of tyrosine phosphorylation of STAT protein; cell surface receptor signaling pathway via JAK-STAT; positive regulation of B cell proliferation. Bases 4895 to 5863 code for a protein of 322 amino acids. Gene Ontology annotation, molecular function: cytokine activity. The transcript has 2 exons. The record is from RefSeq and is a predicted model, not a curated record. Gene Ontology annotation, cellular component: CRLF-CLCF1 complex; CNTFR-CLCF1 complex; extracellular region.